UCUAUCCCGUGUUUAAUUCCCACGACAAUGUACACAAGUUUCCUUUUUCUGAAAUAAAAUUGCGUACUUUCUCUCUCUAAAAGUCUCUCUCUCUCAACAGUUCACAGCCAAUCGUCCUUGGAUGGCAAAGCCAGGCAACAAGAUUAUACAAGCCAAGCUGGUGCUUCUGGGAGACAUGGGAACAGGAAAAACCAGUUUGGUAUUAAGAUUUGUCAAAGGCCAAUUUUUUGAGCACCAGGAACCAACUAUAGGAGCAGCCUUUUUCACUCAGAUAUUAUCGUUAUCAGAAGCCACUGUGAAAUUUGAUAUAUGGGACACGGCAGGACAAGAACGGUACCAUAGCUUGGCUCCCAUGUACUAUCGUGGUGCAGCAGCAGCUGUUGUUGUUUAUGACAUCUCAAGCAUGGAUACAUUCAUUCGAGCAAAAAAAUGGGUUCAAGAACUGAAGAAACAAGGAAAUCUACAUUUGGUAAUGGCAUUGGUGGCAAACAAAUCUGACUUGGAACCAAAUAGAGAGGUGGAGACUGAGGAAGGGGAGCAAUUCUCUCAAGAAAAUGGCAUGUUUUUCAUAGAAACAUCUGCAAGAUCCUCCCAAAACAUUAAUGAGCUUUUCUAUGAAAUAGCAAAACGAUUGGCAAAAGCCAACCCUUCAAAGCCUACUGGACUGAAACUGCGCCGUGAAACACAGAAUAGAAGACGACUAUUUUGUUGCUUGGGAUAACAUGCUUUUCUUUGUAAAGAUUCUGAAGGUGAAUAAUUAUCUCAAGCCUUUGUGACUUUCAUGUGUAGAUACUUGUUUCCAGAACAAUACUGUAUCAAUUUAGUCCAAAUUUCUCACUCAUCCUAUUUCUGAAAUCAGACAAUUGAUUUGCAUUCAACUAUUUCCAGGCAAAAAUUGGUGCUUCUAAUAUUUGUAAAGGUGGUCACACGAAAUCCAAAUGAAAUAUAAAUACUUGUUGUUUA
This is a messenger RNA of Cornus florida, 963 nucleotides long. Its product is annotated as ras-related protein RHN1-like. The record is from RefSeq and is a predicted model, not a curated record. The coding region runs from base 122 to 721 and encodes 199 amino acids. The transcript has 7 exons. Lineage: Eukaryota; Viridiplantae; Streptophyta; Magnoliopsida; Cornales; Cornaceae. Gene Ontology annotation, molecular function: GTP binding; GTPase activity.